AUGGCGCUGCCGGAGCUAGGGGGUAAAUAUUCAAGCAACAUGCUAAUACUCGUUCCCGCAACUGAUAGCAAUUUAAUGCCUAUGCUAGACUUUCGAUAUUGGACUUGCGUUAUGAAACGAGAAUGGACGUGCCCGGAUAGUGAAAUCAAUUUUUAUUUAUUCACACCGGAACGACCAUACAUGCAAUGGAUUGAUGUCCGACAAAAAAAUAAGCUGCCAGCCUAUGGAUGGAAGCUGUCAAGGAAAAACGUGCUCAUCAUCCACGGCUUCAACGGAACACAUUCCAAAACGCCCAUGACGUUUCUUCGAGAUGCAUAUUUAUCUCGCAAAGACUACAACGUGUUUAUGGUGGACUGGUCUGAUCUCACAAGAUUUCCUUGUUACUUGUCUGCGCUCUCUAAUACGAAGUUAGCUGCCCAAUGCACUGCUCAACUAUACUCCUAUUUAACGCAAGCUGGAGCCUUAGCUAAGAAGAUUACGUGCGUUGGUCACUCAUUGGGUGCGCAUGUUUGUGGAAUGAUCUCGAAUCAUCUAACGGAGAAGCAGUACAAAAUUAUAGGUUUAGACCCAGCGCGUCCUCUAGUGUCUAAUUAUGGAUCGAGAUUGUUCCGCCUCAGUAGAGACGACGCGUAUGUAGUACAGGUAAUACAUACAAAUGCGGGUUUUCUUGGAGAAAGCGGUCAAGUGGGGCACGCUGACUUCUGUGUCAACGGCGGGAGACUACAGCCCGGCUGCAGAGGCCACUUUAUGAGAAUUGCGCGAUGUAGCCAUUUUAUGAGCUCCUGUUAUUUUGCUGCGAGCGUGCGUCGCCGUAUACGCAUGGUGGGUGUGCCAUGCGACUCGACAUGUCCAAAACAAGAACAAUGGGGUUUACGCACAGAUCGCAAAAUAGUGAGGAUUGGAGACGAUAUACCCGAAACAUCGCAUGGAAUGUACUGUGUACAGCUGGACCAUGAUGAGUCUUGUCCAUUUGAUUGAUGUUGGUGUAUAGGACGCAAUUUCCUAACAUUUAUUUUAAUUUACAUGAUAUAAAUGUAAUG
This is a messenger RNA of Nymphalis io (European peacock), 1040 nucleotides long. RefSeq names its product phospholipase A1. Bases 1 to 978 code for a protein of 325 amino acids. The record is from RefSeq and is a predicted model, not a curated record. Gene Ontology annotation, molecular function: lipase activity. NCBI's taxonomy places the organism in Eukaryota, Metazoa, Arthropoda, Insecta, Lepidoptera, Nymphalidae. The transcript is spliced from 8 exons.